Messenger RNA from Musa acuminata AAA Group (dessert banana), 1554 nucleotides. Its product is annotated as E3 ubiquitin-protein ligase XB3-like. Gene Ontology annotation, molecular function: protein binding. The coding region runs from base 163 to 1479 and encodes 438 amino acids. The record is from RefSeq and is a predicted model, not a curated record. NCBI's taxonomy places the organism in Eukaryota, Viridiplantae, Streptophyta, Magnoliopsida, Zingiberales, Musaceae. The transcript has 8 exons.
AAGACGCGAAGACCGCUGCCGUGACGCUUCAGCCGCUUCCCUCCUUCCCUUCCAACGCUCGCCUCCCUUUCCCCGGCGGCGCCGCGGCGCUCCGGUGGGAGUCCGAAGACCUCCAGAGCUCACGUAUCGACCACCGGAGGAGCUCGGAGAGGCAGGGCGGGGAUGGGCCAGGGACUGAGCUGCGCCAGCUCGAGCUACGACCAUGACUUCUUCACCGCAGUCCAAGCCGGCGACUUGCAGGCGGUGGACUCCUACCUGAAGGACGACCCGUCACUGCUUCUCCGGACCACCAUCUACGACCGCCUCUCCGCGCUCCACAUCGCCGCCGCCAAUGGCCGCGUUGAGGUUUUGUCUAUGAUCUUGGAUCGAUCUGUUAGCCCCGAUGUCUUGAAUCGAGAUAAACAGACCCCAUUGAUGCUGGCCGCGAUGCAUGGAAAGAUCGAGUGCGUGCAGAAGCUACUCGAUUCCGGAGCAAAUAUCUUGAUGUUCGAUUCGGUAAAUGGAAGAACUUGCCUCCAUCAUGCUGCUUAUUAUGGUCAUUCCGAUUGUCUGCGAGCAAUUCUGUCGGCUGCCAAAUCCACACAUGUUGCAAGUUCUUGGGGAUUUGCCCGGUUUGUAAACGUGAGUGAUGGCACCGGAGCGACGCCGUUGCACCUCGCGGCGAGGCAAAAAAGGCCCAGCUGCGUCCAUAUUCUGGUAGACAAUGGCGCUCUCGUCUGUGCUUCGACUGGCCGAUAUGGCUUUCCUGGGAGCACCCCUCUGCACUUGGCAGCUCGGGGGGGAAGCUUGGAUUGCAUCAGGGAGUUGCUUGCACGCGGUGCUGAUCGGCUUCAACGGGAUUCAUCUGGGAGAAUGCCGUAUGAGGUUGCACUGAAGCAGAAUCAUGGAGAAUGUGCAGCUCUAUUGAACCCAUCUGCAGCAGAGCCUCUGGUUUGGCCUUCUGCACUGAAGUUCAUCAGUGAACUUGAUUCAGAGACGAAGGCUCUGCUGGAGGCAGCUCUGAUGGAGGGUAACAGGGAAAGGGAAAUGAAGAUCUUGAAAGGAACUACAGAUUCGUUGACAUCUCCUGCACAUUCAGAUAAAGCAUUUGAUGAUGAUGUUUCUGAGGGGAGUGAUGCAGAGUUCUGUUCCAUCUGCUUCGACCGGGUUUGCACCAUCGAGGUCCAAGACUGCCGGCAUCAGAUGUGUGCCCAAUGCACACUGGCCGUGUGCUGCCACAGCAAGCCAAACCCCACAACCUUGUUCUUGCCUUCACCGGCCUGCCCCUUCUGCCGCAGCAGCAUAUCUCGGCUGGUAACCACCAAGGCCAGGGACACCGGAGACCAGAACACCACCUCAAAGCCAAGGAGGUUCCGGCAUUGCAGCAGCGAGGGCAGUAGUAGCUUCAAAGGUCUGUCUUCAGCUGUGGGAUCAUUUGGACUGAUGGGCUGUGGCUCAGGUAGAAUAACUGAUAGCAGUGACAUGGUAGACAAGCUGUAGAACAUACAGUGCAGUUCAUAUGGCUACUGGCCACAACCAGGAAUGCUAAACAAAAAUAAGGUUUUGGGUAUCAAA